Candida dubliniensis CD36 is the source of this 441-nucleotide messenger RNA. RefSeq names its product Dqd1p (gene DQD1). The record is from RefSeq and is a predicted model, not a curated record. The coding region runs from base 1 to 441 and encodes 146 amino acids. NCBI's taxonomy places the organism in Eukaryota, Fungi, Ascomycota, Pichiomycetes, Serinales, Debaryomycetaceae. Gene Ontology annotation, biological process: quinate catabolic process. Gene Ontology annotation, molecular function: 3-dehydroquinate dehydratase activity. The transcript has a single exon.
AUGGUCAAGAAAGUACUUCUCAUCAAUGGACCCAAUCUUAAUUUAUUAGGUACCAGGGAGCCUGAAAAAUAUGGUACCACAUCUCUUUCGGAUAUUGAACAAGCUGCUAUUGAACAAGCAAAAUUGAAAAAGAAUGAUUCUGAGGUCUUGACAUUUCAAAGCAACACAGAAGGUUUUAUAAUUGAUAGAAUACAUGAGGCAAAACGCCAGGGGGUUGGUUUUGUUGUGAUAAAUGCCGGUGCUUAUACACAUACAUCUGUUGGAAUAAGAGAUGCGUUGUUGGGAACAGCAAUCCCAUUUAUUGAAGUGCACAUCACCAAUGUUCAUCAAAGAGAGCCAUUCAGGCAUCAAAGUUAUUUGAGUGAUAAAGCUGUUGCUGUUAUAUGUGGUUUAGGUGUUUAUGGUUACACGGCAGCAAUUGAGUAUGCGUUAAACUAUUAG